GCGCUGAUAAGGGACAAGCCGUGGCUUUUCCAACCAUGCGACUUUUUCGUCUGGGACUUAUUUUUUCUUCGUUUCUUGUACUGAUCGAGGGAAGAACUUUCUCGAUAGACUACGCGAAUAAUCGGUUCUUGAAAGAUGGCCAGCCUUUCAGGUACGGUUCUCUGCCAGGAACUUUUUGUUAAAGUCAACUCCCACCCUGCGUUAAACUUUAAAAAUUUACAGAUCAAAUAAAGCUGCUGUGAUAGCGGAACCGAAUAGAAGUUUUCGAAAGACGGCACUAAACUUUUUUUUUCAAUAUCAUUUUCUUCAGGCUUGAGGAUAUGUAAAUAAAAGUCUCCAGGAUAUGUAAAUAAAAUCUUAUUGAGAAAGUUUCUGAAGUAUCAUCCAUUGCAGACGGGUCUCUAACUCUUUUUCAUGUCUUACCAGGGAAGACUAUUCGAUACCUAACAAAAGUUAUCUGCUAAGCUCAAAACUGUGCAGAAAAUGCUUUUUUUUUCGAUUUUUUUUGUGGGAAAGUUUUUUUUAUUUGGGUGUUUAUAAUAAACAGGGCAGUCAGACUUUCUAAAAUUCUGAAGCCAGUUUUCUACGCAUUUCCAACUGGCCUUCUCUCGAUAUCUCAGUAGAUUUUUUGAAUAUUUUUUCUUGGAAAUACCACAUAAGUUGGAACUUGAUCUGCUAUGUACAUCUGUAUACUAUUUGCACGGUCAAAAAUAGUCUCCCGCGGAUUUUUCCCUUUAGAUACAUUGCGGGAUCCGUCCAUUACUUUCGCACGCAUCCUGCCCAAUGGAACGACCGGCUGACGGCCGUUCGAGCCGCCGGCCUCAACGCCAUCACCACCUACAUCCCGUGGAACUUCCACGAAACUUUCGAAAAACAGUUAUUUCGGACCUUCUUAUUCUGCACACCGUUCAUUUUUAAUUAAGAUACAAUUUCUCCGGUUGGCGAGAUAUCGGAAAGUUCUUCGAGCUCGCCGCUGCGAAUGAGCUGGCAGUGAUUCUGAGGCCAGGACCUUACAUCUGCGCCGAAUGGGAAAACGGGGGACUGCCAUAUUGGCUGUUGAAAACGCCCAACAUCGGGCUCCGAAGCUCGCAGCCUGAGUAGGUCUUCUCGAUUUUUCAAAGCAUCUAAUUAGGAAGAAAAAAUAAUAGAAAAAAAAUGAACUUUCUUAGCUUUCUGAACGCCGCACUCGGUUGGUGGGACGUCUUAUUGCCAAAGGUCGAGCCCUACCUUUGGAAAAACGGUGGUCCUGUAAUCAUGGUUCAGGUAUUGAUUUUUUUUUUCUCGCUGAGGAUUGCGCAGGAUUGUCUUUUCAGGUGGAGAACGAGUACGGGAGCUUCGGAUGCGAUGCGGCCUACCGCGACGCCUUGCGAGAUAAGGCCAUCCAGAAACUCGGAGCCGACACCGUUCUUUUCACUAGUCAGUUCCACAAGACAAUGCGAAUUUCAGACUAACUGGAUCUUGUCCAAACUUUUCGUUAAGGAAGUCUAGGGGAGGGUUUUGAAAAAGUAUUUGUUAGAAAAGCUCGAAUGCUGCUUUCCUCAGUAUCAGGAAAAUAUAAUAGUUUUUAUCAUGAUUGUUUGUGAAUAUUUUUGGAUUGUUUGAAACUUAAAGAUCGAUGAAAAUUAUUGUUUGAAUAUUUUCUGCCCUUUUUCGGCAAAUUUUGUCGGUUCCUUCCGAAACAUGAACUUUUCGAGUACUCCUACGGCUACCAAUCACAAAAUUUUGAGCCAGAUUUGGAACUAUUAGGUUGGCAUGAAAGAAAUGCGGCUCUUUUUUGCCGGCUUCUGAUUCAUUCAAGAAGCAAUAUUAUUUGAAACGAUAUUUUUUGUCGAAAAGGGCUUGUCCUUGUGCGUCAUUGGAUAUAUAGUUUGCUGACGUUCAUUCCGCCUUUCUAUAAGAAAAAUAGCUCUAAAAACUUCCUUUCAAAAACUGUAUUCGCGGACCUAGUUUUCGCGUUAUUUCAAAAAGUACAAAUCAAAUUCAGAAGUUUGGCACCUUUCAAUAUUAUGAUCACCAUUGAUGCUUUUUUCAGAUAGUUAACAUUUUGAAUCGCUUUAGCGCUAUUCACUAGGCGAAAAAACCUUUGAAAUCAAAAAACACGAAAAAAUCGACGAUGAAGGCGAAUUUAAAAUGCCAUUAGAUUGGAUUCACAACACGCGCCUUUGAAACUGGCUUAUCAGUUAUUAUACACCCAUAUCUGCAAAAGAAAACAGUUUUUUUACGCAACGUAGUGCAAAAAAUGAGAAAUGAAAAAUGGCUUCAAAAUAUCGCUUUUUCGUUUUUUUUGCGAAAAUGUGUUAGCCCAAAAUCAGAAAAAACUUUCUGCAAAUUUCUGCUUUUCCCGCUACAAUGCUCAGACAUGGCUCUUCGCAUUUAUCAUCUGUCCGAAUCAUUGGAUCGCUUAACAGCCAGAAAAAAAAAUUGAAAAACUCCGAUGAAGUCCAAAUUUGGGGGUGCAACUUCGUUGACUCGUAGGCGGCCCAGUUUGUCAGAGAGAAUAACCAUUCUCUGCGUGAGCAUUGUUGACGAGGUGCUAAUACAAAUAGGAAUUACAUUUCGAAUUAAUUUGGGAUAACCUUGUUUUUAUGAUAAAAAUAAAUGGCAUCAAAAACACGCAUUUCUUUCCUGCCACCCUAAGUUCGAACUUGUAACCUCUCGUGAGGCUGUUUCAGUGAGAAGCAUAAAGUUUUUCAAGAUUUAUUUUUGCGAAAGUUUUUUUUGAUCUAAACUCUUGUUACAAUUGAUUCCUGCGAAGAUUUUCUUUUUUUUUUACUGAAUUUGAACUUUUCAAAGUUUGCUUCUAACGAGAAAUCAGGCCUUCACUUGAUAUUUCGUAAGCUGGAAAUUCCAUAUCUUCAAAACUGAAAGGUGAAGUUUCCUCAUAUUCAGGUUCUGGCUAUAAGGAAACUUGAACUAGACCUCCAGAGUUAUUGGACUAAUUCAAACACAAUUUCAUUCUUCUCAUUGGAAUGAUUACUAGUUACAGAUUUCCGCAGAUGAUUCAAAAAAGCUCAGAAUCUAUUUUUGAUUCAUCCGAAUUUUUUUUUAAACAUUUUUUGAAACCACAAAUUUUUCAAACUAUAUUUUCAGCCGAUCCACCAGAAUUCAUAAAAUGCGGCGCGAUUGACGGCGUCUACGCGACUGUAGACUUCGGUCAACGCGGACUUCUACUAAUGGACGAGUAUUUUUCGAUUCAGCGAAAACACAACCCUCAAGGUUUUCAGUCUACCUGUUCCAAUACAAAAUUUUUGAAAAUUUCGCAAUCUUUUCUAGGAAGGAUAAGGCUUCUUUAAGAAAAUCAAAAAAAAAAAGCGGAAGAAUAAGUUGAAAAGGAGGAAAGUUUUUCAGAAAAAAAUUUAUGAUGAAAAAAAUUUUUUUCAAUUAAUUUUUUUGUUCUAAAAAGGCUGAACACUGAAGGCAAAAAAACAUCAGAUAAAUGGAGUUUUAUGGUUUUAGCAAUGACGACGGUAUAUAGGCAGAAUUUGAAAAAAGAAAAAAUUGUUGAGUUAUAAUGUUUGAGAGAAAAUGGAUGUUCAGGAGGACCGCGUGUCAAUUCGGAGUAUUACCCAGGAUGGUACUCGACUUGGGGAGGAGCAGCUCUGCCAAAUCAGCAGUCUUCGCCCGAAUCUGGUGGCUACUUUUGUGGAAUUUGGAACUCGACUUUGAUUUUUUAGUUUUAUAGAGCGUCGAACAUUAUCUUUCGAAUUUCAUUUUGAACAAAAUUUUCAGUCCUCGAAAUGACUGAGAAGAUGUUUGCGCGCAACGCUUCAUUCAACUAUUACAUGUUCCACGGCGGCACAAAUUUUGAGUUUUGGAACGGCGCGGAGUACGACGCUGGGGUUAGUUUCCAGAAUUUCUGUGGAGUUUGGGUUUUCGAGACCCAUUAUUCGUUUCAUUCAAUUCUUUGUACCGUCAGCGAUGAGGACUACGUAGCCGUGGUCCCCCCCUCCCUACCAAAAUUUCUUAAGCCCCUUGAUUGGGUCUCGCCGGGGGUUGAACUUGUGACCCUUCGAACUGUAGACACGCACACCACCUGGAGCGCUACGACGCGCCGCAUUGAAACAUAUUGAAACAGUUUAAUUUUUUAUUUCCAUUGGUUAUCCAUCUUUCAAAAGAAACUAUUGCGAACAUUUUUUUUCUGAGUUUUACAGUUUGAAAAAAACUUCUCCGAAGUCAAUUUUUGUCGGCUUCAAAAGUCUUAACUAUGGCAUCAACUGAGGAAAUCGAAGCCAUUUUUUGAGAAUAUAAUAAUAUUCGAAUAAUUAACACUGUGAGAAAAAAAACCACGUUCCGAAAAAAAAAUUCAUGAAAUUUCUGUUCCAGUUGGUCACCUCUUAUGACUAUUCUGCGCCUUUGACAGAGGCCGGCGCUGCCAACGAAAAAUACAAAAAAGUGGCCGAUUUCAUUUCGAAGAUCCCAGGCUGGCCGAAUCCGCCGUCCCCGACUCCCAGGCCAUCUCCGUGAGUUUCUUUUUGAAUAUAAAUUAUUCAGCUUGUCAAAAAGAUAAAAAAUGUUUGUUCUAAGAGGAAAGAAGAGUUCCAGAUCUUUUGCGAUGCCUUCAAUAAGCCUCAAACGGAUGGGAAACAUAAACGAAUACCUGAAAAAUGGCAUGCUUUUCACAGCUUCUCGAGUCCAAACCUCCAAUCAACCGACGAACUUUGAAAACGUGAGGUUCUUGGCUGCAACCGACCUCAGUCCGCAGACUUUGAGCUGGACCAGCCUUUCGGAUUCGUCAUGUACGAGACGACGGUGACGGCCGCCCAGGUGGCGUCGAUCAGCGGCAACUUUUUCAACGGUUCGAUGGUCCGAGACUUCGGAUAUGUCUACAUUAAUGAGACCUACAAGGUUGGACAUCCAUUUUUCCAGUAAUUCUCAGUGCGAAUUUUGAAAUUUUUGUGAGAACUCAUUCAAUUAGGACUGUAUAUCACAGUAUGAGUUUGCGCAAAAUUCUAGAUUUGAAAUAAGAAUUUCAAAAUUUUAUAUUUUUGUCGCGAAAAUGUUUAUUAAGUUUCAGGUUCAAAGCUGAAUGACUACCUUUUGAUUUGAAUUUAUUGUUUUCAAACCAUUUUCUUCGAGAAAGGUUUUUUUCAGUUCACACUUUCGACGCAUUUCAAGCCGAACACAGUGACGAGUGGCCGGCUUACCGUAUCUGCCGGUGACGUCAUCAGGAUUCUUGUUGAGAGCCAGGGCCGCCUCACUUGGGAAACCAUCAAAGACUUCAAAGUGAGGAAAUUUGAAAAUGUUCACUAGCGAAUCGUUUUUAGCUUCUUAACGGAUCCUUUUUAGCUUUAUAACGCAGCAAAAAAUAAAUCGUAUCAUCUUUUUAGGAACAUCAACUUUUUUUGGACUUUUUCCAUAGAUUAUCCGAUUCACCAAAAUUUGAAAAGGUGUUCCAAUCGAAAUAAAAAGAUGUUAUUGCGUCAGAACCAAUUAGUGAUAUCACUAAAGAAACGAUAAGACCUCUCUAAUGAUCCCUUUGAGGGAAUAAUCGGAACGCCGACGCUUGGAGGAGUUCCACUGCUCAACUGGAAGCAGACGCCGAUCGACAUCGAAAAAAUAAGUGAAGGUCGAGCUCCUCCACCGGUUUGGCAUUCGUUUUGCGCGUCGCAAUGGAGCUAUUUGAGUCGUUGACCGGCUUCCGGCCGGCGGACGUCUUCUACGGCGAAGUGGCGCUGGGGACACGCAUCGCCGACACCUACAUCGACAUGUCCAGUUGGGGCAAAGGCGUCGUCUUCAUCAACGGCUUCAACAUUGGCAGAUAUUGGUCUACGCAUGGACCUCAGGUUGAUAACUCUUUGAUGAAAUGAUCGUUUUUUUUUAAUUUUUCCUCCUUUUUUCAUUAUUUUUUCGACGUUUUAAACUUUCUAAAACACUUUCGGGAGGUCUAAAUUAAGAUCCUUCAUAGCCUAAUCUGCGGUUUUUUUUUGAGAUUGGAGUCAGAUUUUGCGUUUAAAAAGAAUCAGACCAAAAACUCAAAUUUCAUGUUUGAGAAGUUGAAGUAGCGACUAAAAGAAGUCUCAAACUCUCACUUUCAAAAGAUGUAUGAGCGAAUUUUUAGAAAACUCUAUUCUUCAUAUAAAAAUGGCCAUUCUUUUGAGUUCUUGAUGAACUUCAGAAGCGUAGACCAAAAAAUUCAACUUUCAGAAAGCUCUUUACGUGCCGCUGCCCCUCCUGAAGCCGUCGGACUCUAACACGAUCGCCGUCUUCGAACUCGAGAAACUCUCAUCCGAUUGCCUCGCCACAGGCACUUAUUGCACCAUAAACCUUAUAAAUCAUCCAAUCCUUUGA
Messenger RNA from Caenorhabditis auriculariae, 6288 nucleotides. The record is from the annotation of a GenBank genome assembly. Lineage: Eukaryota; Metazoa; Nematoda; Chromadorea; Rhabditida; Rhabditidae.